AUGCAAAAGGUUUUGGAGCGACCCUCCAAUCCAUCAAAUAUCCAGCCCCCUCCAAUCCCUCAAGCAUCCAAUCCUCCAAGUCUCCAAUCUCCCAAGCCUCCAGCCCUCCAAUCCCCCAAUGCUCCAAUCCCCAAGCCUCCAAUCCAUCAAGCCUCCAACCUCCAAGCCCCCAGCCCUCCAAUCCCUCAAUCCUCCAAUCUUCCAAGCUUCCAAUCCCCAAGCCCCCAGCCCUCCAAUCGCUCAAGCCUCCAAUCCUCCAAGCCUCCAAUCUCCCAAGCCUCCAGCCCUCCAAUCCCUCAAGCCUCCAACCCUCCAUUCUCCCAAGCCUCCAACCCUCCAAUCCCCCAAGCUCUCCAACCCUCCAAUCUUCCAAGCCUCCAAUCCAUCAAGCCUCCAACCCUCCAAUCCCCCAAGCCUCCAGCCCUCCAAUCCCUCAAGCCUCGAAUCCCCCAAGCAUCCAAUCUCCAAGCCUCCAGCCCUCCAAUCCCCCAUCCUCCAAUCUCCCAAGCCUCCAGCCCCCAAUCCCCAUCCUCCAAUCCCACAAGCCUCCAAUCUUCCAAGCCUCCAAGCCCUCCAAUCCCUCAAGCCUCCAAUCUCCCAAUCCUCAAAUCCCCCAAACCUCCAAACCUCUAA
Molecule: messenger RNA, 633 nt
Organism: Oncorhynchus gorbuscha (pink salmon)
Lineage: Eukaryota; Metazoa; Chordata; Actinopteri; Salmoniformes; Salmonidae
Product: extensin-like
Exons: 2
Coding region: 1-633 (210 amino acids)
Source: RefSeq, a predicted model, not a curated record